Acaulospora morrowiae is the source of this 8084-nucleotide messenger RNA. NCBI's taxonomy places the organism in Eukaryota, Fungi, Glomeromycota, Glomeromycetes, Diversisporales, Acaulosporaceae. The record is from the annotation of a GenBank genome assembly.
UGAUGGAUGACUCAGCAAAAGUUAUCGAUUUUAGCUCGGCUGAAAUUUCAUGGUCAGAGUUCAUAAAUUCGCGAGUUUUACAUAGUAUUACAAGUUCGAACACGUCUCCUCGCCUUGAAUUCUUGAAUCAUUCUUUAUUACCUCGAAUAAAGGCUGGAGAUCUCUCGGAUAGAUUACUCGAACGUCUUCUUUACUUCUUACUCUUAACAUGUGCAAGAUAUAAUGAUAGAGCUUCACGUCUUUCCAUAUUGAAUGUAUUUAAAGAACUCAAUAGUUGGAAUUCUGAGUUAUUUUUAAAUAAAUUCGUUCCCAUGGUCACUGCAGAAGUUGAUAAAUUUGAUCGAAAAAGUCCUGACGGCAUAACAUAUGUGACAUCUUCUACAAUUCGAUUCGUUCUUCUUACUUGGGUAAAUGCAUUGAUCACCUUUGCGCUUUCGUCUAAUUUCGCCGAGGAAUCAUCACUUUACUGGAAGAAACUGAUUGAUUCGCAAGCAACACUUUUAAAUUCACUAGUUCAUGAAACUGAAAAAAAGAAAAGUGUAACUAAAAGUGCCAUAACUGAUGUAAGGCGUUGUAUUCGUAAGAACUCUGCGCACAUUCAAUCAUAUAUAACGUAUUUGAUCACGGGUUCAAAAUCUUGCAUUCCUACAUAUCGAAACGCUAUUCUUCUUGGUGUUGUCAUAGAUUGUUCUUUGCGACUCAAGGGCGGAAGUACCAGGACAUAUGUUGAAAAUGCAAAGGAUGAAAUCAUUCAGUUUUAUAUUACAGCAAUUGCUUCUUCCAAAUCGGCCGUGACUAAAACAUCUGCGGGUGCCUUACACGAUUUUAUGAAGCAAAUUGUGACGGAGGAAGAUUUUCGGACAAAGCUUAUGCCAACUUUAGAAAAACUUUUACUAAGAGCACCUGAAAUUACGCUCAAUGUUCUAAUUUGUCUUGUCAAGUCUCUUUCUUUUGAUUUAUCUAUUAUUUUGAAGAAGAACUUUUUACAAUCUUUACUUGGGCAUAUUCGGUCAACCAACAAAGUAAUACAGUUGGAUGCGGCUGAGCUAUUGAAUAUAAUGAUUGAAAAAAGUCGUGAUGAUACCGUCGUCGUAGAUAUUGUGAAAGAAAUUCUUCAAAUGAUGAGCGGAGGAAAGGUUUCAAACCCAGAGCAUCGCGCUAUCAUUUUUCACGCGUUGGGUUAUAUUCAUCAAUCUCCUGGAGUGGUUAAAAUUGUUAUUGAUGGAUUAUUACCUAUUGUAUCCAAAGAAAGUAAUGAAACUUCAUUGUCAAAAGCAAUUAGCACGCUAAAGUUACACACAGGAGUUUUACUAAGGGCAGAAAAAGAUAAAGAGGUUGUUGAAAAGGUUACAGAUUUUAUUGUAAAUGGACUAUCUAGCGCUAAAACUGGAGUGAGAAAAGCGUGGGCUAUCUUGAUUGGACGUCUUGUUUGGGAAGAAGCGGGCAGUCCAUCUGCAUCACUUUGUAAUGUUACUCAACAGUCUUUGACACCACUAUUAUCAACGUUAGAAAAGAUUCAAGCAAAUCCUCUGAACUUUUUGGGUGGCCCUAUUGAAGGAUAUAUUGCUACAGCUAUAAUUGAAGGGAGAGCAAUAAAUUGGAAGAACGAAGAAAUUAAUACGUUGAUCCGUUCAAAGAAGCAUACACAAAAUAUCUUGGUGAAUUCUCCCAAACCCUCUUUUUUGUUGUGGGAUAAAAUAUACUUAAAGUUAAAUACAAUUGAAGAAGGAAGUUGGUUUCUUCGAUCCCUUGAAGGUGUUGUCAUUAACGAAAAUGUGACAGCUUUGAAAAAGAUGGAUGCCAGGGUAUUUAUCGCCACUGCCUUUAUAUAUAUGAUUACCUCGUUUACGUUACAUCAGACUCGUCGUGAGGCAUAUGAUACGCUUAAGAAUUGCGUUCAAUUCAGCCCAGAUAUUGUAGGUGAAUUUAUGCGUGAAGGAUUGACCAAUUGGUUAUUGAACCUUGAGAAAUGUACAAAAGAUUCUACAGCUGUACUGGCUUCGACAAGCGCGCAUUUAGACCCAUCUGUCAAUGCAUAUCUUCUUUCCAAAGUGCUUACUGCUAUUACUACAUUUUCUAAAAAUGUGGAGAAAUCAGUGGUUGAAGAUUCACUGGUUGAGCUCAUCGUUUUCGCUCACCAUCCUGCUAUUGUAUCGCCCACCAAAAAAUACAAUUGGAUCUCAUUAGUGCAAAGAGCUCACCUUGAUCCCGGAAAAUUAGUCGAAAAGUAUUCCACCCGACUUCUAGAAGUAAUACGACAAGGUGAAACGAAAUCAAGGAACUUCUACAAAGCAGCAAUGUCGGCAAUUGCUACAGUUGGUUUUAUUUCACCGGAUACGUUUGUCCCGAUUUUUCUUAUGCAAUGUCGUGAAUGUUUAAAUGCUUCACUAUUUGAAAAGAUUGGCGCUCAAGAUAUUGGAAUAUGGAGAACUGAAGAAGGAACACUAUUUGUUAAUGUUUUAAAGAGAAACCAGAGGAAUGCGGUAGAAGACCAAAAUCGGAAAGGCUAUCAAACCGAGAAAUGGGAACGAGAAGUUCGUGAGCAAAUUGCAAAAAAGAAGGGUAAUACAUCAGCUCCAAAACUUACAAAAGAUGAAAAAACUCAAGUGGAUUCACAGUUAGCAAAGGAAUCUCAGAUACGUAAAUAUGUUGAAGAAACUCGGUUGAAAUUAUUAAAAGGUUUAGAUAUCAUAGACUCCAUGGUGGAUGGUAACGCCGAAGCCGUUGGACCUCAUAUUGUAGAAUUUAUGAGACUAUUACAUACAGUAGUACAAAAAGGUGGUUCUCUUAUUGGAGAAAAGGGAGUUGAUACUUAUUUGAAAAUUAGUCUUUGUACUUCUGAGAAGAUUGGUAAUAUUCGUAUGCCUAUUGGAUUGGCUACUCUACGUGCCAUGAAUGUUCAAGAAGUUCCUGAAAGGUGGCUUCAAGAGAAAUUAGGCCAUCUUGUUUCACGUGUACUUUAUCAUCUUCGAUUCAUCACUGAACGUGCAAUGUUACCAACUUCGUCGUUUGCGUACUGUUUCCCGCUUAUUUAUCAGGUUAUUCAGAAAGGUGGAGUGGGAUUAGAUAAUGAAGAAGCUGGCGAUUCAGAAAUUUUAAUGGAACAAAUUACACUUUGCCUAGAUAUUAUUUCUUUCCAUUCAGCACUUGGGUCAUCUCCUUUAAUUCCCAGAACGGACAUUAUUCAAAUAUUACAACUUAUAAUAAAGAGUUAUCCAAAAUUAGCAAAAACGGCAAAAACUACUUUAACGAGUUUUGGGGAAGCAAUCGGAGAUACUGCGAACCAGGAGGAAAUAGACACUUUGUUUGCAGGAUUGCUUUUUGCAGAAACCUACGUUCGUCAUGCAUGCUUACAGGCAUUAGAGUAUAUAGACCUCUUGCAUAUUGACUUCUCCCGUGAAUUAUGGAUUUCGUGUCAUGACGACGAUGAAAAUAAUGCAACAUUGGCUCUUUCCUUAUGGGAAGAUAAUGAAAUGGAUAUUGACCCAAAUUAUGCCUCUGAAAUUUUACCUCUUUUAGUUGAUGGUGAACAAUAUAUUAGGUCAUGCGCGGCUAAAGCUAUUGGAAGUGCGGCACGAUCGCUUCCGGAUUCGAUAGAAAGUACGCUUAAAAUGAUAUUUGAUCUUUACAAGGAGAAGGCUAAGCCAAUUCAGCCAGAAUACGAUGAGUUUGGUAUUAUAAAACCAGAAUCGUUGAAAAAACAAGAUCCAUGGGAAGCGCGUGUAGGAUCAGCCCUUGCUUUAGGUGCUCUUGCUCCACAUAUGAGCUCGUCGGACUUGAAGUCCUUCUUUGAAUUCUUGAUAUUUGAAGAAGCUGUCGGUGACAUCCACGCUCAAGUCCGACAAAAAAUGCUGGAGGCUGGCUUGUCCGCUAUUGAUAUUCACGGUGGCAGGGAUGUUAAUUUAUUGAUGCCAGUGUUUGAAGGUUAUUUGGAUCAACCCGCCGAACCUACCGAAACCCAUGACCGGAUUCGUGAAUCUGUUGUUAUUUGGUUUGGAGCCUUGUCCAAGCACUUAAAUCCCACGGACUCGAGAAUUCCUGUGGUAAUCGAGAAACUCCUUGAGACACUAAAAACACCGUCUGAGUCAGUUCAACUGGCAGUCGGAGAAUGUUUACCACCCCUGAUUAAAUUAACAAAAGAUAAUUCUCCAAAGUUAAUUGAUCGUUUACUGGAUCAACUUCGCAAUUCAGAAAAGUAUGCAGAACGAAAGGGUGCUGCGUAUGGUCUUGCAGGUGUAGUCAAGGGUACUGGCAUUUCAGCUUUAAAGGAUUGUAAUGUGAUGAGCAUUUUGAAAGAGAGUGUUGAAAAUAAAAAAGAUUAUAAAUACCGCCAAGGAGCUCUAUUUGCUUUCGAAACACUAUCGCAAAGUUUGGGUCGUCUUUUUGAACCCUAUGUUAUUCAAAUUCUACCGUUAUUAUUAACAUGCUUUGGCGACUCUCAUCCAGAUAUCCGAGAAGCGACCUCGGAUGCAGCCCGAGUAAUAAUGAGCAAAAUUAGUGGACACUGUGUUAAACUUAUUCUCCCAUCUCUUUUGAAAGGAUUGGAGGAUCGUCAAUGGCGAACGAAAAAAGGGUCAGUUGAACUGUUAGGAGCAAUGGCGUUUUGUGCACCCAAGCAACUGUCAAUUUCUCUUCCUGCGAUAGUACCAAGAUUGACGAGUGUGUUAACUGAUUCACACACAAAUGUUCAAGCAGCUGCGAAUCAAGCCUUAUUGCACUUUGGGGAGGUUAUAAAUAACCCUGAAAUUCAAGCACUUGUUCCAACUUUACUUAAUGCACUAAGUGAUCCGGAUAAGAAUACCAAUACUGCAUUAGAUUCAUUACUGGAAACAGCAUUUGUUCAUUAUAUCGAUGCUCCAUCAUUGGCAUUGGUAAUACCAAUCCUAGAACGUGGUUUACGAGAAAGAGGCACUGAAGUUAAGAAAAAGUCAUCGCAAAUAGUUGGAAAUAUGGCAUCUUUGACAGACGUAAAAGAUCUUGCUCCUUAUUUACCACGGCUUUUGCCUUGCCUCAAAGAAGUUUUAGUUGAUCCUGUGCCUGAGGCCCGGGCAACAGCUGCAAAAUCAUUAGGAACCAUGGUAGAAAAACUCGGUGAAGAUAAAUUCCCCAAUCUCGUCAAUGAACUUAUUCAUACCCUCAAAUCAGACACUAGCGGUGUUGACCGACAGGGUGCGGCUCAAGGUCUUAGUGAAGUAUUAGCAGGACUGGGAAUGGAACGGCUUGAUGGCCUUCUGCCCGAUAUCAUAACAAACUCCACAAGUUCUAAAUCAUAUGUUCGAGAAGGGUUUAUCUCAUUGCUUAUAUAUCUUCCUGCAACAUUUGGUAUUCGAUUUCAACCUUAUCUCGGUCGCACAAUUCCACCGAUCUUAUCUGGGCUUGCCGAUGAAUCUGAAUAUGUGCGUGAUGCAUCACUUAGAGCAGGUAGAAUGAUUGUUGUGAAUUAUGCGACCAAAGCCGUUGAUCUUUUACUGCCUGAAUUAGAGAGAGGAUUGUUUGAUGAUAAUUGGAGAAUACGGCAUAGUUCUGUUCAACUCAUGGGCGAUCUGUUAUAUCGAAUCGUUGGAAUAAGCGGGAAAACCACUAUUGAAGCUGAAGAUGAAGAAGAAACUGGUGGAACGGAAGCUGGCAAGAAAGCUCUAUUGGAAGUUCUUGGAAAAGAGAGGAGGGACCGGGUUCUGGCAGCUAUUUAUAUUGUUCGACAAGAUGGUUCUGGCAUUGUUCGUCAAGCGUCAAUACACGUGUGGAAGGCUAUAGUUUCCAAUACACCUCGUACAGUCAAAGAUAUACUUCAUGUUAUGAUGGGAAUGAUCAUACGAAACUUAUCAAGUCCAAGUUAUGAACGACGACAGGUAGCCGCUCGUACUCUUGGUGAACUUGUUCGUAAACUCGGUGAAAGUGUUCUCUCCGAGAUUAUUCCAAUAUUAGAAGAGGGUUUAGAAUCGGUCGAGGCCGAUAUGCGCCAAGGAGUUUGCAUCGGAUUAAGAGAAAUAAUGGGCACUGCUGGAAAAAUACAGGUUAUUGACUACGUUGAUUCCAUUAUACCUGCUAUUAGAAAAGCAUUGGUUGAUGAAUCCGGAGAAGUGCGUGAGGCAGCAGCUCAAGCUUUUGACACACUUCAGCAGAAUGUUGGUGAUAAAGCUAUUGAUGAAAUUUUACCUACGCUUCUCAACUCUCUACAAUCGGGAGAUGAUUCGGCAUACGCUUUAGAAGCAUUGAAGGAAAUUAUGGCAGUACGUGCUAAUGUUGUAUUUCCGGUUCUCAUACCUAAUUUAAUUGCCGUACCGAUAUCCUCAUUCAAUGCUCGAGCUCUUGCUUCUUUGGUAACGGUUGCGGGUGCUGCUCUCAACAAACGAUUAACAAGCAUUCUUACUGCCCUUAUGACAUCGCUGGGUAUGGAAUCGGAUGAGAACACUAUUGCAGAGCUUAAAGAAACCGAACGAGCACUGUUGCUUUCCAUUGAUAAUGCUGAGGGACUUCAAACUUUAAUGAUGAUGUUAUUUGAAGCAGCUAAAAGUGAUGAUUCCACCAAACGGGCUGGAGCAUGUGAUAUUGUCACAAUUUUUUGUAACGAGACUAAAAUGGACUUUUCGCGAUAUACAUCCGAAUGGGUGCGCGUGUUAAUUUUACUUUUGGACGACCGUCAAAAAGAUGUUGUAAUUUCAGCAUGGAAUGCUUUAAAUGCUGUGACCAAAUCAAUUAAAAAAGACGAAUUGGAACAAUUUGUGAUUCCGGUUCGCCGCACUGUGAAACUUAUUGGAGUUCCCGGUGUUGAUUUACCUGGCUUUUGCUUGCCGAAAGGAAUUGGUCCUAUACUUCCAAUAUUUUUGCAAGGAUUGAUGUAUGGUACCCCAGAUAUUCGCGAAAAUUCUGCCCUAGGAAUAGGAGAUCUUAUCCAAAGGACUUCAGCUGACGCACUUAAGCCAUUUGUAACACAAAUUACUGGUCCACUUAUUCGUAUUAUAGGAGAACGUUAUCCAUCGCAAGUGAAAGCAGCUAUCUUGCAAACUUUAGGUCUCCUCCUCACCAAGGUUCCUACUCUCCUGAAACCUUUCCUACCUCAACUUCAACGAACAUUCAUAAAAUCAUUAACCGAUCCAUCAAGUACUCUUGUCAGAUCGCGUGCCGCUUCCGCUCUUGGCAUUCUGAUUUCAUUGCAAACACGUGUCGACCCUCUUAUUGCCGAGUUGGUGACGGGAAUUAAAACAAGUGAACCAAGUAUACGAGAAGCAAUGCUAAAUGCACUGGAAAGCGUUGUAAACAAGGCGGGGAACAAUAUGAACGAAGCCUCAAAGAAAGGGGUUCUGGGGGUAAUAAAGGAUGGACUAAGUGACAAUAAAGAGGGAACAGUGGUUGGUGCCUCGCGCUUACUUGGUAGUCUGAGCAGACACAUACCACCUCAAGAUAUCGAGCAUAUUAUAACACAUCACGUAAUAACCGGUGGACCAUCAACACAAAGUUCUCUCUUGAUCAUAAAUGCUAUCCUCGCUGAGAAUCCAAAAGUUUUUAUUGACCUGGAAAUAACUGAUGAUAUAAUAACAAUUAUAGUCCCAUCCAUUGCCGACACGUCAAUAAUUGCGGCAGGAAAAAUGUUACUCACUGAAAUGUAUCAUAACGAACAAGUAGUAAGUCGUCUUGUGGAAGCACUGGUAAUUGCUAUUCGUGAACCAGCUACAUUGGCCGGUGAAACAAAACGUUUGGCACUUACAGUGUUUCGAACUGUUGGAAGAAAAUAUCCACAAAUCCUGGGACCUCAUCAUUCCGCAAUCAUUCCUUCAAUGAUAUUAUGCACCAAUGAUCGAAAUAAUCCCGUGAAAUUGGCUGCAGAACAAGCUUUAUUGUAUGUACUUCAACUCUUGGACGGAGAAUCUAUAAUGCAGAAAUAUAUAUCAACAGUUGAUACUCAGGCGGCUAAAUCGGUUACUGACAUUCAUAGACGCGUGUUGUCAAAGCUUGUUUCUCAAGAACAACAACGAUUGCAACAAAAAAACAAUGGUGAUGAAACGGAUGAGGAAAUGGAGGAAGAACAGGAAAUUUGGGCCGUAGGUAGUUCGGGAACUUUCAAAUCUGAUGCUGAACAGGAAUAA